GCUGUGCAAGGCUGCCGGAGCCCCCGCGCGCGUUUACUGCCUCCCUCCCUUCCACCCACUCGGCCACUCAGUUCAAUGCAGCUGACUCGUAAGUAAACGCGCAAGGCCUCCCUGCUCUUCCCGGCCUCCCUGCGUUCCUUCCUAGCUCUCGCGAGAACUGCGCCUCUUGUUCCCGGCAUCCAUUUCGAAGCGGAGAGAGGCGAGCGCCGGCGGGGAGCGAAGCGGCCAUUGAGCCUGUGUUCUCGCGAGAUUUGGGGCUCUUGUUCCCAGCAUCCAUUUCGUGGCGGCGGCGAGCGAAGCGGACGACGGCGGCCAUGUUGGGAGCGUCGGGACGGUUGUAGCGAUAAAGGCCUGUGUGAGGGGGGGCGAAGCAGCGCGUCUGCCCGGGCCCGCGCGAGAGGCGGCGUGGCGUGAGGGGAACGCCCCGCCCGAAGCCCCAGGCAAGAGGGGGCGUGAAGAGGCCUCGCGGCGAGCCAGGCCUCCACGUCAGGAGGAGCGGGACGGCUCUCGCCUCGCCGGCGCCAUGAGCGGCGGGACGCCGUACAUCGGCAGCAAGAUCAGCCUCAUCUCCAAGGCCGAGAUCCGCUAUGAGGGCAUCCUCUACACCAUCGACACCGAGAACUCCACUGUGGCGCUCGCCAAGGUUCGUUCUUUUGGGACAGAAGAUAGACCAACCGAUAGGCCUAUACCACCUCGUGAUGAAGUAUUUGAAUACAUUAUAUUCCGUGGCAGUGAUAUUAAGGAUUUAACUGUUUGUGAACCACCUAAGCCACAGUGUUCUCUGCCACAGGAUCCAGCUAUUGUUCAGUCCUCUCUAGGAUCAUCUUCUACUUCUUCAUUCCAGUCUGUGGGCUCGUAUGGUCCCUUUGGCAGAAUGCCAGCCUACAGUCAGUUUAGUCCAAGUCCAUUAGUGGGCCAGCAGUUUGGUGCUGUUGGCGUUGGAAGUUCGCUGACAUCCUUUGGAACAGAAACUUCAGCCAAUGCUAGUCUGUCCCAAAGCAGUGCAGUUGGUUCCACUUUUACAGCAGAUGCAAGGUCACUAAAAACGCAGCUCUCACAAGGUCGCUCAAGUUCUCCAUUAGACCAUUUGAGAAAGAGCCCAACGCUGGAACAAGCGGUGCAGACGGCAUCAACCCACUUACCUGCUUCUGCACCAGUUGGGAGAAGGAGUCCUGUUUCAGCCAGAUCUCUGGGGUCUACUAGCCAAAAAUCGAUAGAAAAUCAGGAGCACAGGAGAGCUGAAGCACACAAGGUUUCCAGAUGUGAAGCAGAGCAUCUCAGAAAUGAAAACAAACGUCAAAUGGGUCCCUUCAAAACCUAUUUUUCCCCAGUUCCAGGUGCACCUUCGGCACGAAGGGGCCGUGGGGGUCACCGGGGAGGCAGAGGAAGGUUUGGUAUUCGACGCGACGUUCCAAUGAAGUUUGAAAAAGACUUUGACUUUGAAAGUGCAAAUGCGCAAUUCAAUAAAGAGGAAAUAGAUCGUGAAUUUCAUAAUAAGCUGAAACUGAAAGAAGAUAAACCAGAGAAGCCUGUGAAUGGGGAGGAUAAAGGUGAUUCAGGUGUUGACACCCAAAACAGUGAAGGCAAUGCAGACGAAGAUGAUCCCCUUGGACCUAACUGCUACUAUGACAAAACCAAGUCUUUCUUCGAUAACAUUUCCUGUGAUGACAAUAGAGAUCGACGACCAACCUGGGCAGAAGAAAGAAGACUAAACGCAGAGACAUUUGGAAUUCCACUACGUUCAAACCGUGGUCGGGGGGGUUACAGAGGUAGAGGGGGAGGCGGAGGAGUUGGUAACUUCCGGGGUGGUCGUGGACGUGGAGGUACAAGAGGAAGUUACGGCGCCCCUCGAGGAUUUCGUGGUGGAUUCAGAGGUGGACGUGGUGGCAGGGAAUUUGCGGAUUUUGAGUAUAGGAAAGACAACAAAGUUGCUGCAUAGUCUACAAAGAGGUUGAAAGCAAGUGGACUUGGAGAUCUUCAUGGUGCAGAAUGUGUCGGUCUUCACAAAGAAUUAAGUUAAUUUGCUGUAAAACUCGUCACCAGCACUGGGGUUUGUUUUUAAUUUCACAGGGGUAUGGAGCAGUAACCUUUUUGAAAAAUGGCCAUCUUCAAAACAAUGAGCAUUAAAUAUAUUUGAGAUAGAUGACUUAAGUAAUUUCUUACAUAUAGUUAAAAUAUAAAGCAGUACUUCAAUGGAGUUUUAAGUAUUUUUUUCAUCACAGAAAGGAUUUUUCUUAACUAAAGUUGUAUUUGAUAAUUGCUGCAAGCUGCAAAGACAAUUGUAUGCAGAAGGCCGUCAGUACUGUGAAGUGUGUUGAUCUAGUAAAGGUUGUUUUUGGAAAUCCCGUAAUCUCCCUUUUGAGAUAGUUGUACUUUUUGUCAAAUUGGGUGCCGGGCAGUAGAAAACUUGAUUUGUCAGUCAAAAAAAAAAAAAAAAAAGUAAACACAGUAAAUCCUGUUUCGUAGGCAAAAGAAAACUUUUUAUAGUUGUAAAAUUCCAUGAUUAUCCCAUUGCCAAAGAAACACUAGGGACUUUGUAUAGAUGUAUAAAAAGCAACUAAUUUUUUAAGAAUAAAAAUUUUUAGGCCUAAAACCUGCUGUGUUGAAAUGCUAAACAAACGAACACACACGUUAGUUGUUUGGGGGGGGGGGUUCUUUGUAGCUUUUCAGCUUUAAACUUGUUUGAUUUUUAUAUUUUGACUAUAAACAAACAUUUGAAAUGUUCUUCCAUUAUACAAAACGAUAAAAUUAUUCUCUUGUGAAAAAUUCAUUUUGUAGGUUUUGGCAUAUCGCAGAAUUUGUCCAGAUUAAGAGGCUUUUUCAAAUAAAGGCAAACAUCGACAUUUCAUGGCACAAUUCACAGUUCAUAUUAGUAAUAACUCUUAAAGUAAAAAUGACACAGGCACAUGAGUUCUGCUGUUACCUUUGAUGUGCCCAGAAUAAAAAAAAAAGUCUCCAUGUGUCGAUUCUUAAAAUGUUGACUUUGUUUUAAUAUUGUUGACAUAUUCAAUUAAAAGUGAUUUCUUAGUGUUUGCAGUUGCUUGAGUUUUGAUGGACUGUAGCUUGGAGACAUUUACUGCUCAUUCUUAGACCAGUAUCCCAACAGUGAUUUGGUAUGGUGUAAACUUUGCCAAUUCUAAAUUACUAGUUAUGACUUCUUUUGAUAUGAAGUUAUAAUUAGAAACAGUAAUCUGGUGAUUUGUAUUUUGUAUGUGUAUAUGAAAGCCACAGGAAUAAAGGGAUCCAAAGAUUAAAACAUUUUUAUCUAA
Molecule: messenger RNA, 3269 nt
Organism: Elgaria multicarinata webbii
Lineage: Eukaryota; Metazoa; Chordata; Lepidosauria; Squamata; Anguidae
Gene: LSM14A
Product: LSM14A mRNA processing body assembly factor
Exons: 10
Coding region: 524-1939 (471 amino acids)
Biological process (GO): P-body assembly; cytoplasmic stress granule assembly
Cellular component (GO): P-body
Molecular function (GO): mRNA binding
Source: RefSeq, a predicted model, not a curated record